Messenger RNA from Cherax quadricarinatus, 828 nucleotides. NCBI's taxonomy places the organism in Eukaryota, Metazoa, Arthropoda, Malacostraca, Decapoda, Parastacidae. The record is from RefSeq and is a predicted model, not a curated record.
CACUGGCCAGCGAGAAUUCUGAAGGAAAGGACAAUGGCAUACUUCCCUGUGUGAAUGAUGGCAUAGUCUCCUUAUUUUUCACAUUCACACAUAAUUCUGGAGGUCCCGUAAAUUUCCUGUCCCAAUUCUUCACGAGGAACGUGUCAGCAAUUUCUAAAUUAUGGACUGAGGCCAAGAUACACCAAUUGGACUUCGAUGAUGCCUGAUUACAUUACACAACUAACAGACCACUGUUCACACAUUAAAUUCACUAUGGCAUCCCCCCUCCCCAUCCGCGUCACUCUGCGACUGUUCUACCUCCCCCUUCACUCGAAAUAUCUGGAUAGGUUAAAUCAGCAUCACAUUUUAAUACACAAUUGUUAUAUUAUUCAAAUUUAUGUAUGCUGAAUUUUAGAAAAUUCAAAAAUUUCCAGUUACAUCCAAUCUUCAUAUUUACACAAUCGUUGCUGCAUUAACAUGAUACUCACACACUUGCCUUGUGAUCAGCCAUGAUGGAGGUCCUGGUGAACGGGGAGCUGGACAUGGAAGUGAUCGUCAACCACAAGACUCUCGACAACGGCCUCAACAUCAUUCAGCUGGAGCAAGCAGUUGGUGGUGCCGUCAAGUGCUUCUCAGGAUCUCUAGGCCUCAACGUUCCCCGCUCUCGCUUCCUGCCGGUGAAGAAGACGGACGACCUGCUGUUGGUCAUGAGUAACCUAUACUGCCUGCAGCAAGCCACUCUUAGCAUGUCACCCCUACGUAUGUUCGAUACUACGCCUCUGGUCAAGCUUGGCUCACAGUUCGGCAGGGUUCAGGUGAGGCUCAGGUGAAGGGUAGAGUUCAGGUGAG